This is a messenger RNA of Moneuplotes crassus, 1392 nucleotides long. NCBI's taxonomy places the organism in Eukaryota, Ciliophora, Spirotrichea, Euplotida, Euplotidae. The record is from the annotation of a GenBank genome assembly.
UGGGUUUAUUAUAAAUUCUUAUUAAAACUGAAUAUGUCAAUUAUUGGCGACUACUGACUUAUUAAAGACCUUGGCCAAGGCUAUUUUUCAAGAGUCAAGUUCGCACGCAAUUUGAAAAACAACCGAUCGUGAGCUCUUAAAAUUAUGCCCAGGAGCCGGAAGUAUCAGAAUAUCCGAGAUGUUUACCUUAAUGAGAUCGAGCUACUGCAACAAGUAGACAAUUCACAUGUUAUCAAGAUGUAUAACUUUAGUAAGACUAAAAAGUCAGCUUGAGUAAAGGCUCCUAAGCCAGUUCCAAUCUAUAUGAUAGAGUUGGAGUAUUGUGCUAAUGGAGAACUCUACCAACUGAUCGAGUCAACGGGCAAACUAUCUGAUAAAGAAGCGCGGAAUUAUUUCCAACAACUAAUAAGCGCGGUUGAUUGCAUCCAUAAGCUUGGUUAUGCUCAUUCAGAUAUAAAAGCUGAAAAUAUGCUUUUGGAUGAAGAAUACUAUUUAAAAUUGGCUGAUUUCGGAUUCUCGACAAAAUACGAAAUUUUGAAUGAAAGAGUAGGAACUUACUCUCAUAUGGCUCCUGAAAUUAUCAAUAAAGACCUAUACGACCCCAAAAAGGCUGAUCUGUUUGCUUGAGGAGUUGUGCUUUUUAAUCUAGUAAUGGGCACUCUCCCAUUUGUAGCCGCAUCUCCUAAGGAUAAGUGCUAUAACAAGAUAAUUGAAGGCGAUUAUGAAAGUUUCUGGGAAAUUCAUGAACAAUCUCACCACUCGAUCUGAACUAAAAAUUAUGCAUCUUUUCAAGAUCUUUUCAUUAAAAUGGUUCACCCAAAUGUAGAAGACAGGCCUAACUUGGAAGAUAUCAAGGAGCACGAAUGGUUUAAUGCCUGAAUGAUAGAGAAGGAAGAACUCAUAGCUAACAUGAAAUUGAAAUCUAAAGCUGCCUGCGAUGUAUCAGAAAUUCUUCCCAGCAAAGAGUUCCUGUUCCAAAAUUUUAAAAUUCCUAACGAUGACGACAUUUCCCUUUGUAAAAGAUUCAAGAAGAGAGGGAUGCAGAUUAAGAAAUACUCUGACUAUUUCAUGUUUGAAACAGGCAAGGUGCUCCUCUCGGCAAUUAUUUCAUUUGCCGAGUUACAGGAACUGUGCUACACCAAGGAUUGUAAUAAAUCUACAGUGCUCUUAGAAUCAAAUACUGAUGACGUAAAUGUUUCCAUAAAGGCUAAUGUGGUUGACAACCCUUCAUGCCACACGCAGUGUAUCGAAUGCAUUAAGGUGAGUGGUGAGAAUACCACAUUCAUGAAGCUUUUCCAUCAGCUCUGUCAAUAUGUGACUUCUUUAAGUACUAACAAAACGGAGUAGAUCUCCCAUUUCUCUUAAUUCUUCCUCUUUAAGUUUUAUCUAGGC